Molecule: messenger RNA, 7093 nt
Organism: Pieris brassicae (large cabbage white)
Lineage: Eukaryota; Metazoa; Arthropoda; Insecta; Lepidoptera; Pieridae
Gene: zye
Product: mucin-2
Exons: 9
Source: RefSeq, a predicted model, not a curated record
ACUGAGGAUUACUCUCUGACCCCGCGUCGCGCGCUGUGAUACUGUGUGUGUGACGAUAGUCGUGUUUUAAAUCGUGAGAGGUCCCCAUGAAGCGGCUGUCAUGCGCAUAGCGACACUGAUUGCACUCGUGCAGCUGUCGCUCGCUACAGCUGUUUCAGACGAGAAGACACUUACAGCAGCAGAGCUGAACUUCCAUUUAUCUGGAAACAAUGCUCUCUCCCCAUUCUACUCCAGUGAGAGUGAUGAGACCGGUGUGAACUUCGUCCGAGGUUCCCGUGCUGUGGACACACCCCUCUCUCCGGAUAUCGAUGUGCAAUGUUCGGCUGACUACAUUGAUGUCACUGUUGAAUUUGCAGAUAUCUUUGAUGGCAUAAUUUACAGUAAGGGAUAUUUAAAUGACGCCAAAUGCAAAUAUGUUUCGAUUGGUGGUAGUCAAUCGCGUUACUCCUUCCGAGUGCCAUUGAAUGGAUGUGGUUCCAGACCUCUGUGUAACGCGUGUGGUACUGUUGACAAUGUUCUUAUCUUCCAAACCGAUGACUUUGUGCAGGGCCCCAACGACUUUGCGAGAAAGGUAUCCUGCGCCAGCACAGCGCUGGAAGUAUCCACCGGGGUCAAGAAAGAGUCUUCACACGUCCUCAAACUAAAACCCUUUAUGGUUGAUAUGCUCGAUGUGGUCGCAGUACCUGGACCUACUGGUGGCAUUGAGUGCUGGAUGGAUAUUCAAAUAGGAGUAUUUCCUAAUACAACUCCCUUGGAAAACUCUAUCAAGAUUGGAGAGUAUCUCACCAUACUCAUAUAUCUCAAAGACGUAAGAAACAAGUUCAGCUUAAAGGUACACGACUGCUGGGCCUAUGAUAAUGAAGACUACGACAGUCCUCAAACAAGCAAAAUACAGCUCACUGACAAAGAAGGAUGCCCCAAAAAGAAGAAGUUGAUUGAUUAUUGGCAAACAUCAACGAAUACUGGCAAGAGUGGUGCCACUGUAAUCACGUACAGUAAAGUCAGUGCCUUCCGCUUUCCAGAAACCGACCAAGUCUAUUUAACAUGCAAUGUUGAGCUGUGCACAAGUGACUGCCAGUCAAACUGUGGGAGGGUCAAUGAAAAAACAACAACUUUCAGACCAGAAUUUAAAUGUUACCCCGGUUCCAACGAUGCCAGAUGUAAAGUAACAGCACCUCCACAAAUAAUAUGUGGACCUGAUUCUACAGACUCACGAUGCCCAAAGCCAACAACUCUAUCACCUCCUAGUUGCUUCUCUGGGAGCCUUGACCCACGUUGCCCUUCACCAACUACUCCUAAAGCACUUAGAUGCUUCCCUGGAAGCAGCGAUCCUCGUUGUCCACAACCUUCUACACCACAGCCACCUAGAUGUUACCCAGGCAGUUCCGAUCCACGUUGUCCUCAACCUACUACGCCACAGCCUCUAAGAUGUUUCCCAGGCAGCACAGACCCACGUUGCCCCAAACCUACUACUCCAGAAGCACCAAGAUGUUACCCCGGUAGUACAGAUCCACGUUGUCCCCAAACUACUACUCCUGAAGCACCAAGAUGUUACCCGGGCAGUUCCGAUCCACGUUGUCCUCAACCUACUACGCCACAGCCUCCAAGAUGUUUCCCAGGCAGCACAGAUCCACGUUGCCCACAACCUACUACUCCUGAAGCACCAAGAUGUUACCCGGGCAGUUCCGAUCCACGUUGUCCUCAAACUACUACGCCACAGCCUCCAAGAUGUUUCCCAGGCAGCACAGACCCACGUUGCCCCAAACCUACUACUCCAGAAGCACCAAGAUGUUACCCCGGUAGUACAGAUCCACGUUGUCCCCAAACUACUACUCCUGAAGCACCAAGAUGUUACCCGGGCAGUUCCGAUCCACGUUGUCCUCAACCUACUACGCCACAGCCUCCAAGAUGUUUCCCAGGCAGCACAGAUCCACGUUGCCCACAACCUACUACUCCUGAAGCACCAAGAUGUUACCCGGGCAGUUCCGAUCCACGUUGUCCUCAACCUACUACGCCACAGCCUCCAAGAUGUUUCCCAGGCAGCACAGACCCACGUUGCCCCAAACCUACUACUCCUGAAGCACCAAGAUGUUACCCCGGUAGCACCGAUGCACGUUGUCCUCAACCUACAUCUCCACAGCCACCUAGAUGUUACCCAGGCAGUACAGACCCACGUUGUCCAAAACCUACAACACCCAAACCAAUUUGCUAUCCAGGCUCCCCAGAUCCCAGCUGUCCACAGCCUUCAAGUAUAGCAACCUUAACUCCAGCCACGUAUCUACCUCCAUCAACAACAGAAAAGCUGCAAUGUUUCCCAGGCAGCAGUGACCCGCGUUGUCCUCAACCUACCACACCCGCCCCGCCAAGAUGCUUCCCAGGCAGCACAGACCCACGUUGCCCCAAACCUACUACUCCUGAAGCACCAAGAUGUUACCCCGGUAGCACCGAUGCACGUUGUCCUCAACCUACAUCUCCACAGCCACCUAGAUGUUACCCAGGCAGUACAGACCCACGUUGUCCAAAACCUACAACACCCAAACCAAUUUGCUAUCCAGGCUCCCCAGAUCCCAGCUGUCCACAGCCUUCAAGUAUAGCAACCUUAACUCCAGCCACGUAUCUACCUCCAUCAACAACAGAAAAGCUGCAAUGUUUCCCAGGCAGCAGUGACCCGCGUUGUCCUCAACCUACCACACCCGCCCCGCCAAGAUGCUUCCCAGGCAGCACAGACCCACGUUGCCCCAAACCUACUACUCCUGAAGCACCAAGAUGUUACCCUGGUAGCACCGAUGCACGUUGUCCUAAACCUACUACUCCAGAAGCUUUAAGAUGUUACCCGGGCAGUUCUGAUCCACGUUGUCCUAAACCUACGACGCCAGCCCCGCCAAGAUGCUUCCCAGGCAGCACAGACCCACGUUGCCCACAACCUACUACUCCUGAAGCACCAAGGUGUUACCCCGGUAGCACCGAUGCACGUUGUCCUCAACCUACAACUCCACAGCCACCUAGAUGUUACCCAGGCAGUACAGACCCACGUUGUCCAAAACCUUCAACACCUGAAGCACCAAGAUGUUACCCCGGUAGCUCUGAUCCACGUUGUCCUAAACCUACGACACCAGCCCCGCCAAGAUGCUUCCCAGGCAGCACAGACCCACGUUGCCCCAAACCUACUACUCCUGAAGCACCAAGGUGUUACCCCGGUAGCACCGAUGCACGUUGUCCUAAACCUACGACACCAGCCCCGCCAAGAUGCUUCCCAGGCAGUACAGACCCACGUUGCCCCAAACCUACUACUCCUGAAGCACCAAGAUGUUACCCUGGUAGCUCUGAUCCACGUUGUCCUAAACCUACGACACCAGCCCCGCCAAGAUGCUUCCCAGGUAGCACAGACCCACGUUGUCCCAAACCUACUACUCCUGAAGCACCAAGAUGUUACCCCGGUAGCACCGAUGCACGUUGUCCUCAACUUACAACUCCACAACCACCUAGAUGUUACCCAGGCAGUACAGACCCACGUUGUCCAAAACCUACAACACCCAAACCAAUUUGCUAUCCAGGCUCCCCAGAUCCCAGCUGUCCACAGCCUUCAAGUAUAGCAACCUUAACUCCAGCCACGUAUCUACCUCCUUCAACAACAGAAAAACUGCAAUGUUUCCCAGGCAGUAGUGACCCGCGUUGUCCUCAACCUACCACACCCGCCCCGCUAAGAUGCUUCCCAGGCAGCUCAGACCCCCGUUGCCCCAAACCUACUACUCCUGAAGCACCAAGAUGUUACCCGGGCAGUUCCGAUCCGCGUUGUCCUCAACCUACGACACCAGCCCCGCCAAGAUGCUUCCCAGGCAGCACAGACCCACGUUGCCCCAAACUUACUACUCCUGAAGCACCAAGAUGUUACCCUGGUAGCACAGAUGCACGUUGUCCCCAACCUACUACGCAACAACCACUUAGAUGCUACCCAGGCAGUACGGACCCACGUUGUCCCCAGCCUACUACGCAACAGCCUCCAAGAUGUUUCCCAGGCAGCACAGACCCACGUUGCCCUAAACCUACGACACCAGCUCCACCCAGAUGUUUCCCGGGCAGCACAGACCCACGUUGUCCCAAACCUACUACUCCUGAAGCACCAAGAUGUUUCCCGGGCAGCACAGACCCACGUUGCCCGAAACCUACGACACCAGCUCCGCCCAGAUGUUUCCCAGGCAGUAUAGACCCACGUUGUCCCCAACCUACUACGCCACAGCCACCUAGAUGUUAUCCUGGCAGUUCAGACCCACGUUGUCCACAACCUACAACACCCAAACCAAUUUGCUAUCCAGGCUCCCCAGAUCCCAGCUGUCCACAGCCUUCAAGCAUAGCAACUUUUACUCCAGCCACGUAUCUACCUCCAUCAACAACAGAAAAACUUCGAUGUCUACCAGGCAGCAGUGACUCACGCUGUCCUCAACCUACCACACCAGCCCCGCCAAGAUGCUUCCCAGGCAGCACAGACCCACGCUGCCCUAAACCUACUACUCCUGGAGCACCAAGAUGUUACCCCGGUAGCUCUGAUCUACGUUGCCCUCAACCUACUACGCAACAGCCUCCAAGAUGUUUCCCAGGCAGCACAGACCCACGUUGCCCUAAACCUACGACACCAGCUCCACCCAGAUGUUUCCCAGGCAGUAAAGACCCACGUUGUCCCCAGCCUACUACGCCACAGCCACCAAGAUGCUUCCCAGGCAGCACAGAUCCACGUUGCCCCAAACCUACUACUCCUGAAGCACCAAGAUGUUUCCCAGGCAGUAAAGACCCACGUUGUCCCCAGCCUACUACGCCACAGCCACCAAGAUGUUUCCCAGGCAGCACAGACCCACGUUGUCCCCAACCUACGACACCAGCUCCACCAAGAUGCUUCCCGGGCAGCACAGACCCACGUUGCCCCAAACCUUCUACUCCUGAAGCACCAAGAUGUUACCCCGGUAGCACCGAUGCACGUUGUCCUCAACCUACAACUCCACAGCCACCUAGAUGUUACCCAGGCAGUACAGACCCACGUUGUCCAAAACCUACAACACCCAAACCAAUUUGCUAUCCAGGCUCCCCAGAUCCCAGCUGUCCAGAGCCUUCAAGUAUAGCAACCUUAACUCCAGCCACGUAUCUACCUCCAUUAACAACAGAAAAACUGCGAUGUCUCCCAGGCAGCAGUGACCCACGUUGUCCACAACCCUCUACACCAUCUCCGCCAAGAUGUUUCCCAGGUAGCAUAGACCCACGUUGUCCCAAACCUACUACUUCUGAAGCACCAAGAUGUUACCCCGGUAGCUCUGAUCCACGUUGUCCUAAACCGACGACACCAGCUCCACCAAGAUGCUUCCCAGGCAGCACAGAUCCACGUUGCCCCAAACCUACUACUCCUGAAGCACCAAGAUGUUACCCCGGUAGCUCUGAUCCACGUUGUCCUAAACCGACGACACCAGCCCCACCAAGAUGCUUCCCAGGCAGCACAGAUCCACGUUGCCCCAAACCUACUACUCCUGAAGCACCAAGAUGUUUCCCAGGAAGCACAGACCCACGUUGUCCCAAACCUACUACUCCUGAACCACCAAGAUGUUACCCUGGUAGCACCGAUGCGCGUUGUCCCCAACCUACUACACAAAAGCCACCUAGAUGCUUCCCAGGCAGCACAGAUCCACGUUGCCCCAAACCUACUACUCCUGAAGCACCAAGAUGUUUCCCAGGAAGCACAGACCCACGUUGUCCCAAACCUUCUACUACUGAACCACCAAGAUGUUACCCUGGUAGCACUGAUGCGCGUUGUCCCCAACCUACUACACAACAGCCACCUAGAUGCUACCCAGGCAGUACGGACCCUCGUUGUCCCCAGCCUACAACGCCACAGCCACUUAGAUGUUACCCAGGCAGUACGGACCCUCGUUGUCCCCAGCCUACAACUCCACAGCCACUUAGAUGUUACCCAGGCAGCACCGAUGCACGUUGUCCCCGACCUACAACUCCACAGCCACCUAGAUGUUACCCUGGCAGUUCAGACCCACGUUGUCCAAAGCCUACAACUCCCAAACCAAUUUGCUAUCCAGGCUCCCCCGAUCCCAGUUGUCCACAGCCUUCAAGCAUAGCAACCUUAACUCCAGCCACGUAUCUACCUCCAUCAACAACAGAGAAACUGCAAUGUUUCCCAGGCAGCAGGGACCCACGUUGUCCCCAACCUACUACUCCACAGCCACCUAGAUGUUACCCAGGCAGCACAGACCCACGUUGUCCCAAACCUACAACUCCUGAAGCACCUAGAUGUUACCCCGGUAGUUCUGAUGCACGUUGUCCCCAACCUACUACUCCACAGCCACCUAGAUGUUACCCAGGCAGCACAGACCCACGUUGUCCCAAACCUACAACUCCUGAAGCACCUAGAUGUUACCCCGGUAGUUCUGAUGCACGUUGUCCCCAACCUACUACUCCACAGCCACCUAGAUGUUACCCAGGCAGCACAGACCCACGUUGUCCCAAACCUACUACUCCUGAAGCACCAAGAUGUUACCCUGGUAGCACCGAUGCGCGUUGUCCCCAACCUACUACGCAACAGCCACCUAGAUGUUACCCAGGCAGCACAGACCCACGUUGUCCCAAACCUACAACUCCUGAAGCACCUAGAUGUUACCCCGGUAGUUCUGAUGCACGUUGUCCCCAACCUACUACUCCACAGCCACCUAGAUGUUACCCAGGCAGCACAGACCCACGUUGUCCCAAACCUACUACUCCUGAAGCACCAAGAUGUUACCCUGGUAGCACCGAUGCGCGUUGUCCCCAACCUACUACGCAACAGCCACCUAGAUGUUACCCAGGCAGCACAGACCCACGUUGUCCCAAACCUACUACUCCUGAAGCACCAAGAUGUUACCCCGGUAGUUCUGAUGCACGUUGUCCCCAACCUACUACUCCACAGCCACCUAGAUGUUACCCAGGCAGCACAGACCCACGUUGUCCAUCUUCCACACCCACGCCAAGUUCUUGCUACCCUGGAUCAAAGGAUCCUAACUGUCCUCAACCAUUUGCCCCAAGUAGUACAAACCCACCUCAAGAUUAUCUUCCUCCAGUUAUGAUG